AUGAGAGGCAUAGUGGGACUAUUGCACUACGUGGGACUUUACCUUCAACUUAAUGCAGCUCUCACUAUAGAACAUGGUGAGCUGGAUAAUUAUUUACAUGGAAAUGCUCUCUUCACAGAGGUGCCCCACGACGUCACGACAAAGAGCGGCAAGGAUGUAGAGAUGGCGUGCUCCUUCCGCGGCGCAGGUUCUCCUUCUUCGCUGGAGAUUCAAUGGUGGUACAACAAGGAACACAGAGACUGGCCCAAGAAGCCUGCACAUAUCACAAAUGAUGUUGUUCCUCAGCAAGAGCCCUUGAAAGACGCCACUAAAAUUAGUGUCGUGAAAGUAGCAGGCAGCAACAUUUCACACAAACUUCGGCUGUCCAGUGUCAAGCCGUCAGACGAGGGCACCUACGAGUGUCGUGUCAUCGACUUCAGCGGCUCUGUGGUGCAGCGCCAUCACGUUUGGGCCUACCUCCAUGUGGAGUCUAAUCAAAGCACAGAUGUCCACGGGUCAGGGCGUCAGUCAGACCAGAUCAACAACCAGCACAGGAGUGAGAACGAUGAAAAGAGGAUGAGGUCGCAUCCCUCCUGA
This is a messenger RNA of Nerophis lumbriciformis (worm pipefish), 576 nucleotides long. The record is from RefSeq and is a predicted model, not a curated record. NCBI's taxonomy places the organism in Eukaryota, Metazoa, Chordata, Actinopteri, Syngnathiformes, Syngnathidae.